GCGCCCGUUUUGCGGGGCCCUUCUAGACCUCGCUAUAUAUAUUUCCCCCUUUCUGCUUAAUUUUCAGCCUUAAACCCAGGAUUUUUUGGCAUCUCUUUCAUAUCCAACAAAAACCCUAGCCUCCUUCGUUACACUAGCGAAAAAAUGACAGGGGAGGCUGUGAACCCAAAAGCAUACCCUCUUGCGGAUGCUCAGCUCACCAUUACAAUUCUCGAUCUUGUUCAACAAGCAGCCAACUACAAGCAACUCAAAAAAGGAGCGAAUGAAGCUACGAAGACGCUUAAUAGAGGUAUCUCUGAGUUCAUAGUGAUGGCUGCCGAUACUGAGCCCCUUGAGAUUCUUCUCCAUCUUCCCUUGCUUGCAGAAGAUAAGAAUGUGCCUUACGUAUUUGUCCCAUCAAAGCAAGCACUUGGCCGAGCAUGUGGUGUCACAAGACCUGUUAUUGCUUGUUCUGUGACAUCAAACGAAGGAAGCCAAUUGAAGACCCAAAUACAACAACUCAAAGAUGCCAUUGAAAAGCUCUUGAUAUGAAAUGUUAUGGAAUGUGCGUAUUCGGUGUGAUGGGCCUCUUGGAUUGUUAGUGGCUGCUCCAUUGGAGGCUUUGACUGAUAUGAAGUUGUACCACUAGAGACCAAAGCUUUUUACUAAACCUUUAUUAAGAUUCUUAGUUUCAAGUAUUUUUUUUUUGUUUUUUUGUUUUAAUGCAUUAUGACUAUACUUGGUAAUAGUUUUUAAGAAUUGAGAUAAAUCUUGUCUUGCUAAGUGAGUUUUUCUUUUUCUUUUUUUUUUUUUUUUUUUCCGGAGUGCUAUGUGAGCUUAUCAGCAUAUGGGGUUGUUUAAUGUCAGUUGUUUGCUUGUUGCUGCUUUAAGUUUCUUGGGAAGUUUUUUCACACGAUUUGCUAAAUGUGAUAUUAAUUAUCGUGGUAAAAUUCAUUUAUGUUGUGCAA
This is a messenger RNA of Manihot esculenta (cassava), 947 nucleotides long. Its product is annotated as NHP2-like protein 1. Gene Ontology annotation, cellular component: precatalytic spliceosome; U4/U6 x U5 tri-snRNP complex; nucleolus. NCBI's taxonomy places the organism in Eukaryota, Viridiplantae, Streptophyta, Magnoliopsida, Malpighiales, Euphorbiaceae. The record is from RefSeq and is a predicted model, not a curated record. Gene Ontology annotation, biological process: mRNA splicing, via spliceosome; maturation of SSU-rRNA; ribosome biogenesis. The transcript is spliced from 5 exons. Gene Ontology annotation, molecular function: RNA binding. Bases 145 to 531 code for a protein of 128 amino acids.